Messenger RNA from Corylus avellana, 917 nucleotides. RefSeq names its product rac-like GTP-binding protein RHO1. Gene Ontology annotation, biological process: small GTPase-mediated signal transduction. Lineage: Eukaryota; Viridiplantae; Streptophyta; Magnoliopsida; Fagales; Betulaceae. Gene Ontology annotation, molecular function: GTP binding; GTPase activity. The record is from RefSeq and is a predicted model, not a curated record.
AACAAAACCAACAAAAGCUACGGAAAAGAAAGAGAGAGAAGGGAGGGAGGGUGUUUGUUGGCGAAGAUUGGUGCGCUCAACGAACGCUUCAACGGCAUUAUUUCCCGGCCAAUAGGAUGUGUGAUUGAAGAAGAAGCAGUUGAAGCAGAAGAGGCUGAACGUUAGGGGGGGGUGUGUGCGUGAGAGAGAGAGAGAGUGUGGGUGUGAUCAGGUCCUCAGGUGAAAGAUCUGAGGCUUAAAUUUCGAUAGUAAGAAUAGUAAGAAUUGGAAAAGAAACAACAAAAUGAGCGCUUCGAGGUUUAUUAAGUGCGUCACGGUUGGUGACGGAGCUGUGGGUAAAACUUGCUUGCUGAUUUCGUAUACCAGCAACACCUUCCCGACGGAUUAUGUGCCUACUGUUUUCGACAAUUUUAGCGCUAAUGUGGUUGUCAAUGGGAGCACUGUUAACCUGGGGUUGUGGGAUACUGCUGGGCAGGAGGACUAUAAUAGAUUAAGACCUUUGAGUUAUCGUGGGGCAGAUGUUUUCAUACUGGCAUUCUCUCUCAUUAGCAAAGCCAGUUAUGAAAAUGUUUCCAAGAAGUGGAUUCCAGAGUUGAAGCAUUAUGCACCUGGUGUCCCAAUAGUUCUUGUUGGAACAAAGCUUGAUCUUCGGGAUGAUAAGCAAUUCUUCAUUGACCAUCCUGGUGCUGUGCCCAUUUCUACUGCUCAAGGAGAGGAGCUGAGGAAGCUGAUUGGUGCACCUGCUUAUAUCGAAUGCAGUUCAAAAACACAGCAGAAUGUGAAGGCAGUGUUCGAUGCAGCCAUAAGGGUUGUUCUUCAACCACCCAAGCAGAAGAAAAAGAAGAGCAAAGCACAGAAGGCUUGCUCUAUCUUGUGAUCGAAUUGGUGUAAAGAGAUAAACAGCUGUUUGUCAGCUG